This is a messenger RNA of Tetrahymena thermophila SB210, 1509 nucleotides long. Its product is annotated as cytochrome P450 family monooxygenase. Gene Ontology annotation, molecular function: monooxygenase activity; oxidoreductase activity, acting on paired donors, with incorporation or reduction of molecular oxygen; heme binding. The record is from RefSeq and is a predicted model, not a curated record. Lineage: Eukaryota; Ciliophora; Oligohymenophorea; Hymenostomatida; Tetrahymenidae. The transcript has a single exon.
AUGGUAAGCUACUUUGCUUUAGCAGGUCUAGCAAUAGUCCUAUACAUUUUGUAUGUAUUUAUUAUCAAUCCUUACUUGUAGUACAGAAAAUACUUGAAGUGGGGUAAAGGUUCUUUCUACCCUUUCGUUGGUGUUUUCUAUGGUGCUGGCUUACGUGUUAAGCAAUACAAAGAUGUUGAUCAUCACUUGAAGCAUAUGUAUGAUGACGGAUCAGACCCUAAAAUUUAUGUUGAAAACAAUGCCACAGGUGCCAUCAUCAAGAUUUCUGACCCUGAAUAUAUUAAGGAGUUUGUCUAACUUGAAAACAAGGCUUAUCAAAAGACUACUCUCUUAAUUGACAAUAUCAUCAGACUCGUAGGUUAGGGAAUCAUCUUCUCUGAAGGCCCCCAAUGGAAGAAAAACAGAAAUGUACUUUCUGGUGUCUUCCACUUCGAACAACUCAGCAAACGUGUCCCAUCAAUAGAAAAAAUUACUAAGGAAGUUUAUAAGCGUUAUAUUGAUUCAGGCAAUGUUAAAAACGUUGAUGUCAUCGAAUUAUUUUAAGAAAUCACUGCUGAAGUCGUUAUCUAAACCUUCUUCAGUAAUAUUUCAAAAGAUAAAUCCUUCUAUGGCAUGAGUUUGUCUGUAGCUCUUUCAUACCUCAUCAACUCUGUUGGUAAGUAAAUUAGCACUCCCUUUUACUUCUUAUUCCGUACCAAUUUCUUCAAAUGGGGCAUCAGAGAAUCUGACAGAAAGUUGAACAAGUAGAUAAAAGAAUUCCGUCAAAUGAUUGGUGACAUCAUCAACGAGCGUAUCAAAGAAGAAGAAGAGUUAGAAAAGCGUGGUGAAUAAACUACCAAGGAAGAUCUUGUUUAUUAUCUUAAAAAGAAUAACCUCCUUGGAGUCCUCUCCCUCGAUGAAAUUAUUAGUGAAUUCAUGACUUUCUACGUUGCUGGUAUGGAUACAACUGGUCAUCUUUGCGGUAUGGCCAUAUGGUUCCUUACUUAACACCCCGAAAUUAAAAAGAAACUCUAAGAAGAACUUGAUGCUAACACUGACUACUCUCAAAAUGGUCUCCUUAAGCUUCCUUACCUUAAUGGAGUUAUCUAAGAAACUCAACGUCUCUAUGGACCCGCUGGUUAAUUAUUCAAUCGUGUCGCUCUUAGAGACCACAUGCUUAAGGACAUUCCUAUCAAGAAGGGAACUAUUGUUAAGCCCUCUCCCUGCUCUGUUCACAGACAUCCUAAAUAUUUCGAAGACCCUCAUUCCUUCAAGCCUGAAAGAUGGUUUAACAAAAAUACUGUCACUCCUUACACUUUUAUCCCCUUCAAUGCUGGUCCCAGAAACUGCAUUGGCUAACAUCUUGCCUUAAUAGAAGCUAGAAUUAUGAUUAAUUAUUUCAUGAAGACUUUUGAUUUUGAAAGCGAUCCUAACUUUGAAAUGGUUCUCAACUAUGCUUUCUUAAUAGAACCAGUUGAUAAACUCAGAAUUAAUCUUAAGCUCAAAGAAAAUCCUUUGAUCUACCAAUGA